Messenger RNA from Helianthus annuus (common sunflower), 1825 nucleotides. Its product is annotated as cytochrome P450 81Q32. NCBI's taxonomy places the organism in Eukaryota, Viridiplantae, Streptophyta, Magnoliopsida, Asterales, Asteraceae. Bases 41 to 1543 code for a protein of 500 amino acids. The record is from RefSeq and is a predicted model, not a curated record. Gene Ontology annotation, molecular function: oxidoreductase activity, acting on paired donors, with incorporation or reduction of molecular oxygen; heme binding; iron ion binding. The transcript is spliced from 3 exons.
CACUGAAUGCACAUUCUAGCAACAACUUGCAACCAAACACAUGGAAGCCCUUAUUUACAUCUCGGUUCUUGUCUUAGCCUGGUACAUAUUCGAUAGAUAUUUAAUUACCAAGAUCAAAAAUCUACCGCCAACUACAUGGUCUGCAUUAUCAGUAAUAGGUUUCCGUAGCUACUUCAAGCGGCCCAUCCACAGAAUCCUAUCCCAUAUCGCCAACUGCCACGGCCCAAUUUUGCUGCUCCGAUUUGGCUGCCGACGAGUACUACUGAUUUCUUCGGCAUCUGCUGCCGAAGAUCUCUUCAAAAACAAUGAUGUCGUGUUUGCCAACCGACCCAAGCUAGUGCCCGGGAAGGUAUUUGGUUGCAACUUCACGAACCUCGCGUGGGCAUCUUAUGAUUCUCACUGGAAGCAUCUACGCAGUUGUGUUUCUUGCUUUGAAAAACAACAGUCUCAACGUCUGCCAGACCUUCUUGCUGACGAGGUGAAGCUGUUGAUUCGCCAGCUUUGUUGUAACAACAAUGAUGCAAUACAGUUAAAACCCAUGUUUCAGGAGUUAGUUUUUAACGUAAUGAUGAGGAUGUACGCAGGAAAAAGCUUUUCUGAUAGGUCUUGCCGAUAUAAAACGACCGGCCAACAGAAAGAAAACGAAUUAAUCUCUUUGCUGGAAUAUGCGAUACACUCGUUUAAGAUGACUACCGCAGAGAGUGAUCUGACAUAUUUUAGGCCUAUAUUAAAGUUGUUGGGAGUUACAGGUUUGGAGCAAAGAUGCACGCAGUUGCAAAGAAAGGGUGAUUCACUUAUUCACAACUUAAUUAACAAAAUACGAGAAAAAUCGCUCAAAGAAGAAAGUUUAAUCCAGUUCCUAUUGGAUAAACAAAAAGAAGAUCCUCUAAAUUACACUAAGGAAAUUAUCAGCGGACUAGUGCUUGAAUUAGUAUCAGCAGGUAUAAAUCCAUCCGUUGGAAUUUUGGAGUGGGCAUUUGCUCUUCUACUGAACCAUCCACACGUUCUACAAAAAGCUCAAAAUGAGAUUGAUAACAACGUUGGAAACAAGCGUUUCUUAGAGCAGCCCGACCUAAACAAUUUGCCUUAUCUCAAUUGCAUUGUAAAGGAGACAAUGCGAUUAUACCCGGCUGCCCCUCUUCUAGUCCCUCAUGAGUCAUCAAAAGAUUGUAAAGUUGGAGGGUAUAAUGUCCCUAAAGGCACAAUGCUAAUGGUGAAUGUUUGGGCAAUUCACAAUGAUCCCAAUACAUGGGAAAAGCCUAGAAACUUCAAUCCAGAAAGAUUUGAAGGCAUUGUAGGCAAAGAUGAAUUUAAGCUAAUGCCCUUCGGACAUGGAUUAAGGAGUUGUCCUGGGAAACACAUGGCAAUGCGUGUGAUCACUAUGGCUUUGGGCUCACUCAUCCAUUGCUUUGAUUGGGGCAUGUUUGGUGAGGAGAGGGUUGACAUGACCGAACAGACGGGGCUUGCUUUGUUCAAGGACAAACCUUUGAUGGUUGUUUGUCGCCCACGUUCUAAGAUGAAUGAUCUACUUUCUCAAAUUUGAGCAAGCUCUUUUUGGCAGAAGAGUGUUUAUCUAUGAAGUAUAUAUGUUGUUUAGAUUUAGUUUAUUUGUGUUUUGGCCUUUGUAUUUGAUAAUAUCCUGUUAGGAUUGUUAUUACGUGAUGAUAUUAUUAGAUAUGUAUAAGCUAGAUAUUAAUAUGUAAAAUAAUAUUAUAGGAUGUGUCGGUUAAACCCGACGGUUAGUUAAUUAUGGCAGUUACAACAUAGCCAAAUGUAUAUAUACGUAUGGUUGUUCAUUAUUUACGGUUACCAAGAAGAUAUUCAA